Messenger RNA from Medicago truncatula (barrel medic), 1814 nucleotides. Its product is annotated as DEAD-box ATP-dependent RNA helicase 38. Lineage: Eukaryota; Viridiplantae; Streptophyta; Magnoliopsida; Fabales; Fabaceae. Gene Ontology annotation, molecular function: ATP binding; nucleic acid binding; RNA helicase activity. The transcript is spliced from 8 exons. The record is from RefSeq and is a predicted model, not a curated record.
UAUAUAACCCUAACCCUAACCCUAAGAGUAAAAUCUCGUUUUCUUCUUUUUAUCAUCAUUUCCUAUAAUGGCAGAAGAACCUUCACAACCUCCCUCCGCUGUAGAAAGCCUAUCGUUCGAAGCAUUAAUUAUCGAUGAGAACAAAAGUUCUCCCAACUUGCCCGGCGGUCCUAAUGACUCUAAUAUUGAAACGGAGGUUAACUCGGGGUACUCUCCUUACACAUCUGCCGCAACAUUCGAAGAGCUUUCCCUCUCUCCGGAGCUACUGAAGGGACUCUAUGUGGAGAUGGGGUUUAUAAAGCCUAGCAAAAUUCAAGAAAUAACCUUGCCGAUGAUUCUUAACCCUCCACAUAAGGAUUUGAUUGCACAGGCACGUAAUGGUUCUGGUAAAACCACUUGUUUUGUCCUCGGAAUGCUCAGUCGUGUUGAUCCAAACAUGAAGGCUCCUCAAGCUCUCUGCAUAUGCCCUACUAGAGAGUUAGCUAUUCAGAACAAUGAGGUUCUCCAAAAGAUGGGAAAGUACACGGGCAUUAGUUCGGAACUUGCAAUUCCUAGCAUGGACAAAAUUCCACCAUCAAGACGGCCACCUAUUAUGGCUCAGGUGGUUAUUGGUACUCCUGGCACAAUUAAUAGCUUGAAGAAUCAUAAGAAACUCGGGGUGACGAGGUUAAAGAUUCUCGUUUUUGACGAGGCUGACCAAAUGCUUGCUCAGGAUGGGUUUAAAGAUGAUUCUCUAAGGAUAAUAAAAGAAGACUUAGGUUAAAAUGAUAUGGGUAAGAUGAUGGUGACCAAGGAUUGGCUUGUGUUUCUUCAGGUUCUUUUGUUUUCUGCUACAUUUGAUGACACUGUCAAGAACUUCGCUACAAGGAUUGUUGCGAAGAAGGAGCAUAAUGAAUAUUUUGUGAAGAAAGAGGAGCUAUCUUUAGAAGCAGUGAAGCAGUACAAAGUGAAAUGUACCGAUGAACUCGCUAAGAUUGAAGUGAUUAAAGAUUAUAUAUUCGAAUUAGGAGAGAAUGUGGGGCAAACUAUUAUAUUUGUGCGCACUAGAAACAGUGCAAAAAUGUUGCACAAAUCUCUUGUUGAUUUUGGCUAUGAGGUUACUUCCAUACAAGGUGCUCUUCAAACUGAAGAGAGAGACACAAUCAUCAAGGAAUUCAAAGAUGGUUUGACUCAAGUUCUUAUCUCAACCGACGUUCUUUCCCGUGGCUUUGAUCAGGAUCAGGUCAAUUUGGUUAUCAACUAUGAUCUUCCCCUCAAGUACACUCGUGGCCAAGAACCGGAGCCUGAUUGUGAGGUCUAUUUGCACAGGGUUGGAAGGGCUGGGAGAUUUGGGCGCAAGGGGGCUGUAUUUAACUUGAUAUGCCAUGAAAGUGAGCAAAUGGUCAUGUCAAAGAUUGAAGAACAUUUUGGCAUCCAUGUAGAAGAGGUGCGAGAAAAAAGUGUUGGAGACUAUAAAAAUGCUCUUAAGAAAGCUGGUUUACUUUACUGAUGUGAAUCUCCAAAAGUUGAAGGAUGUUGAUGCUAUGUUUGAUUCCUGAAGAGUGGCCAUUUCUAUGAUUCUCUAUUUAAGUUUUGGGGAUGGAUAGCUCCUCUUCAGUUCUUAUAUAAUUUUGUGGUACUCCAAGUGAUUGGUAGUGUCUGGGUGCUAACAUAGUUAGGAUGUUAGAUGUUACAAAUCACAUUUGCAAUUAUCAACCAAAAAAAAAGGAAAAGUUCUAUUUGCUAUAAUAGUGUCCCUUUCAGGAGGCCCGUUUCUAAGAUGUUGGUGGCCUGGGCGAAUCCACAAUUUAGACCCUAUGAAUAUUUAUAGAUGC